CACAGCUGUUGAGUCUGACAGUGCAUGCUGUCAGAAUGAUUUGUGAUUAGUUUGUGUCUUAUUAGAAGUUUAAUUUUAGUGCAUUAUCAUUACAUAAACUUAAGAAAUGUAAUUAAUCAGACGCAAGAACUCAUUCGUAGGUGGUUGUACUUCUUCGCCGUUCAGUUGCGUGAAGUACAGUCAAGAGAAUUGAAUGACCCCAAGCGACAGAUAAUUGCAAAUCUCACUUUCAGACGCAAACACUCUCAGACAUGAUACUCGUUUUGAUGGCAGAUAGGGACGAGCACUUGUUUACCAUUACUUCGGAGAAGUGUGUUUACGAUUGGGGAUAAUACUCAGAGUUCUGCCCUCAAAUAUUGUAGCUACUUUAUAGAAACAAAUUCUAGUCAAUUCGUGAUAUUUAAUGCUAAUUAAGUAGUGUGCUUUGGAGCAAGUUGCGCCGACAAAUGGAUACCGAAAGCGAGGGCACGCCAACCAGAUAUAAAUCACGCCACGGUUUCUUCAGUUUCUUCGGUAAGCGAUCUAUUCGCGUCGAACCGGUUGGAGACUUGCCCAAUUCGAAUAGCCAUGAAAUCGCAGAAAUGAAUGGGAAGACACACACAAAAGAGGCGGCCUCUUCGCCUAUCAAGCGAGUACGGAAAAAGCACACGAAUCAAUCUAGUCGACAAGAAAGCGAUCAAUUCUCAUCUUCUAGUCUUAAGGUCAAUAAUAAUCGUCUAAGCCACCAAUUUUCUUUAUGUUGCACGAACCAUAAAAAGCCCAGUACGCCGCCAGUGAGUGUUCGCUACAAUUCGUUGCCCAACUGUAAUAUCAGUACGCAACCGAAACCGCGUGUUGAAGAGAUCCCGCUAGCACCAUUGGCAUCAAUGGACGAUACGAACAGCGCUCCGACAACCCCGCUACAUAGUGUCGGGGAUCAUUUCGCCAACAGUAACAGUUCUCCGUCAGCGCGGUCUGUGCAAAGCACUCAAAGUGAAACGCAGCCGCGGUCGAUUGCGAUGUCGGCGUGCCGGUCACGUCUACGUCUUAAACUUCUCCCACCUGGAAAAUCUUUAUUGGACGUGGAUACGGGGGCAGGUGGUGACGCCAGAGAACAGCACUCGUCCUCACCCAACAUUUCCAAUCAACCCGAAUCUCAGUUUCUUAUUCCCAACAAUAUUCGUUCGAAUUCGCACGAAGGAAUUCAGUGCAUUCACCGAUCCGAGGUGGCGAGCAUGGACUCUCUGGCAAGGCAGUCCUUAGUCGCUGCUCAUGUAUUACAUCUGAUACCGACUGAGAAGGCUAGAGAAAGGAAUUAUCUUGCUGGGAGGUUGGCCGUUAACUCCCUUCUCGGACCUGGAGAGCUCAACAGAAUUCUUCCGACGAAAGAAGUGAAAAUUUUCGUGGGAACGUGGAAUAUGAACGGUCAAGUCCCACCAAAAGAAAUGAACGACUUUGUCCUGCCAACCGGUGUUGAGCACGUUCCCGAUCUAGUUGUUAUCGGUACUCAAGAAUCGUGCUCUGAACGAUUUGAAUGGGAGGUAACCCUCCAGGAAACACUUGGUCCAUCGCACAUUCUUUUUCAUUCUACCAGUUUGGGUACAUUACAUUUAGCAGUAUUUAUUCGACGCGAUCUAAUUUGGUUUUGUUCGGUGCCAGAAGAAGCUAGUAUGUCUGUGCGUCCAGGAACAGCGUUCCGAACGAAGGGCGCGGUGGCGAUAUCAUUCUGUCUGUUUGGCACAUCAAUGCUUUUUGUGACAUCGCAUUUGACCGCUCAUCAGCAGAAAGUUAAAGAGAGAGUUCACGACGUCAAGCGGAUCAUACAUGCUCUAGAUUUGCCUAGAAAUUUAGCUAUGAAACACAAAAAUAAGGAUGUGACUCAAAACUUUGAUUGUGUUUAUUGGUGUGGUGAUUUGAAUUUCCGGAUUGGUGAGCCUCGAGAAAAUAUUAUGAAGUGGAUUCAGAAUACUAAGUUUCCAUUGCCACCACACCUACCGCAUGGCUAUAUGCACAAGGAUCAGCUAUCGUCGGUUCUUUCGGAUGGCGCAGCGUUUAAAGGCUUCAUGGAAGCUAAUAUUACAUUUCCGCCUACGUAUAAGUAUGAUCCCGGUACCCAGCAAUUUGAUACGUCUAGCAAACAGAGAGCUCCCGCCUAUACAGAUCGCAUAUUGUACAAAUAUAGACAACCAAUGUCGGCAAUAAGACGUGGAAGUGCCAUUGCAGGUACAUUAUUUUCGCAAUGUCCUCCGCCAAUAGUAUGUCUCGCAUAUGAUUCCGUCCCAAGUAUUACUUCAUCUGAUCAUAAGCCUGUGUGGGCUUUGUUUCGCAAUGCAAUACGUCCUGGAGUUGAUUCAAUACCUCUGGCAGCUGGGCUGUUUAAUCGCGACGUGUACUUAGAGGGUAUGCGACGUAGAUUGAAUAGUUUUCGACCCGGUUCAUCUGCUGUAUGUUCAAUACAAUAAAAGGACGCUAAAGUUGCCUAGUUUUAGAUUUAUUUUUACAUCCCUAACAAUACGAUUGGUUUUACUUUAACUGGAUUUGUGAUUUUUUAAGCGUUGCAAUAUUUGAAGUGAUUGGCCUUGAUUUUUUUCUUAAGACAAUUUAUAUUUAAAAGACAUUUCUUCGAAUAAAAUUCAUGAAAGAGCAUG
Messenger RNA from Hermetia illucens (black soldier fly), 2627 nucleotides. RefSeq names its product inositol polyphosphate 5-phosphatase E (gene INPP5E). The record is from RefSeq and is a predicted model, not a curated record. Gene Ontology annotation, biological process: phosphatidylinositol dephosphorylation. The transcript is spliced from 6 exons. The coding region runs from base 447 to 2441 and encodes 664 amino acids. Gene Ontology annotation, molecular function: phosphatase activity. NCBI's taxonomy places the organism in Eukaryota, Metazoa, Arthropoda, Insecta, Diptera, Stratiomyidae.